AUGUGGAACAAAAACUGGAUCUAUUUCAACUCCGGAACACCAAACAUGACCCAUAAUCCCUUACCUAAUCAUCCGGAAACUGAAAUAAAUGCAAUCACCACAGAGAAUGGCAGGAGAAUCAAGACCAGUAUUUCGAAAGUUAAAGAUCUUUUGGCUUGGGUUUGGAGCCAAAUGGUAAAGGUGAGGCUUCUUGCACCCCAGUCACGUGCAACAAGGAUUGAAGGUGGUAAUCACUGCCGUUACCACAACAAAGAAGGACAUAAGGUUUUAGUCCUGGCUGUUAUUUCUAGGGCUUUGAUUGCCUCACUUCUCGUCUCUCUUCUCCUGUUUCAACUGGUUGAAGCUGACCAUCAGUUGGUGAAUGAUGCUAGCAAGGGAACCUCGCCCCCGAAGAAAAUUGACUGUGGGGGAGCUUGUGCAGCCAGGUGCCUGUUAUCAUCGAGGCCACAUCUAUUCAAGAGGGCAUGCGGGACAUGUUGCGCACGUUGCAACUGUGUUCCUCCAGGAACAGCCGGAAACCAAGAAAUCUGCUCCUGCUAUGCUAGCUUGACCACACACGGUCGCAAACGCAAGUGCCCUUGAGUUUAAUAUCAACGUGACAGAAUCAAUCUCUCCUUAAUUUGAUGAUAAUUAAUGAGUUGGUGAAGAAAGAAACUAACGCAUGCAUGGUUUGAGAAUUAAUAAAAG
Molecule: messenger RNA, 687 nt
Organism: Hibiscus syriacus
Lineage: Eukaryota; Viridiplantae; Streptophyta; Magnoliopsida; Malvales; Malvaceae
Product: snakin-2-like
Exons: 4
Coding region: 1-582 (193 amino acids)
Source: RefSeq, a predicted model, not a curated record